ACUUCAGUCAAGUGACACUCCAACAAUAUGGCCGCUUUAAAAUUAUUCUUCUUGACAAUUUUAACCUACGUUUACGUGUCAAACGGUAGUACGAUCACCAAACCGAUAGAACUGACAGGACCUGAACGAGAAGCUGCUGUAGAACGUUUAUAUACUGGUCUGCAUAAAGUUGUUCUUGCAGGAGGUCCAGUAUACAAAGUGUUGAGAGUUAAUAAGGUGACUAAUCAUAAAAUGAGUAGCUAUCCUCCAGUAGAUUUUCAUUUAUCUGUGGAUACCUACGAUGUUGAUCUGGUUGUUGGAAGAGUUAUCAAGAAGUGUAUAGUCGAAAUCCGAAACCAAAUCCAAUUUUAUCCGCCCACGAAGGUCCGUACUUGGAUUUCGAUAGUGUGUAAUGGGAAACCGGAAUAUAGUAUGAACUAUUGAGCAGUCGUCGAAUGAAUUGAACUAUUGAACUAAUAUAUUUUUCCAUUUUGUGGUAUAUACGUUUUAAACUGCAAAAAAGGGUUUGGGUUAUUAUUUUCAAAACUUUACUACAGCCAUUUGUAUUUGCAAGAUUAAUAAUAAAAUUAGAUUCAGAAAAAGUGAAAAA
This is a messenger RNA of Drosophila albomicans, 589 nucleotides long. RefSeq lists its product as uncharacterized. NCBI's taxonomy places the organism in Eukaryota, Metazoa, Arthropoda, Insecta, Diptera, Drosophilidae. Bases 28 to 423 code for a protein of 131 amino acids. The transcript has 2 exons. The record is from RefSeq and is a predicted model, not a curated record.